UGGCAUCCCUGGUGUCAGCCAUCAUGUCGUCGUCGUCGUCGUCCAAAGUAGAGUGAUUUUUUCUCCAAAGCGAUUCUGCUCCGUCGAUCGUCGGUCGGAUUACGGGCCAAAAAACGGGUUCAAUCGCACGGUUCCGGGCACCGUUGACCGUCUUGCGACUCGCUUCCGGUGCGUAGUGUAGUGAAAAGUGCGAAUUUCAGCCUUCUUCCGCUCCGCGAAAGCGCAACGCCUGCUGCUGCUCCGUGAAAAAGUCACGACACACACGGUGGGUGGCGAGAGGAGUCUGGGGCUGGGGAAAUUUUACCUGACCUUCUUGGCUCUGGUGCUGGUGCUUUGAAAUUCCAGGAAAGAUAAAGAAAUGAAGUUGCCUGCGUUUCCCGUUCGUUAUCAGUGGAAAAUGGUGUGAAAAGUGACGCGCGGUUUUUCGCGGAGUGAACGGAAACGGGGAAGCGGAGUUGGUCGGGGUUGGUCUGUGCGUUCCGAUAGAGUUGGCCUCGUCGUCCUCCCUCCCAGCAAAAGUCAUCACACACACACAACCCAGCCUACUGCUGCUGCUUGUGAGGGGUGGCUGAGAAGGUGCUGAAAGAAGGAAGUUAAAAAGCCAGAAAUUCAAAGAAGAAAUCGACUACUGCGAUCAGUUAUACUGAAAAAUUAACGCGAAAUCAAGCAAGUUUCAAGUGAGAAUUGAAAAAUUCAAUCUGAAAGUGAGAAGUGCAAAGAUAACAAAAAAAUGAAAUAAAGGAAAAAAUCCAACCAGAAAACGCAACAGGAAUAAAUAGUACGAAAUAAUCAACAAAACACAACAUCACAAAACGAAGGAGAAUGCCGAAAUGUGAUUUAAAAACUAGAUUAAUUCCGGCGACCUUCGCCUGGACUCUGCUGCUGGGCACGACGUUCCUCUUUUUCUACUAUCCAUGUCGCCAGUUCUACGUCCAGCGGCACCCAUGGGUUCCGGCGUACCAGGCCGUCAUCACGUUCUUCGUCAUCGCCAACUUCACGAUGGCCACCUUCAUGGAUCCCGGCGUCAUACCGAAAGCCCCGCCCGACGAGGACCGCGAGGACGAGUUCCGGGCGCCGCUGUACAAGAACGCCGAAAUCAACGGCAUAACGGUGCGCAUGAAGUGGUGCGUCACGUGCAAGUUCUACCGGCCGCCCCGGUGCUCGCACUGUUCCGUCUGCAAUCACUGCAUUGAGACGUUUGACCACCACUGCCCGUGGGUGAACAACUGCAUCGGUCGGCGGAACUAUCGCUUCUUCUUCUUCUUCCUGAUCUCGCUGUCGAUCCACAUGCUGAGCAUCUUCUCGCUGUCGCUGAUCUACGUGCUCCAGAAGGAGAAGGACAAGCUGACCGAGGUGGAACCGAUCGUGGCCAUGAUCCUGAUGGCCAUCGUGACGCUGCUGGCGAUCCCGAUCUUCGGCCUGACCGGGUUCCACAUGGUGCUGGUGUCGCGGGGGCGCACCACCAACGAGCAGGUCACCGGCAAGUUCAAGGGUGGCUACAAUCCGUUCUCGCGGGGCUGCUGGAACAACUGCUGCUACACCCAGUGCGGUCCGCAGUAUCCCAGUCUGCUGAAGCCGCAAAAGUACGUUGCCCGGCGGUCCAACAAGGAGAACCAAUCGAUCAGUACGAUCACGAACGAUGGGGGCCCGGGUGGUGGCGGCAGUGGCAACGGCUCCGGCCGCCAUCUCAACUCGCAGCAGCAAGCGCUGAACCCGGGAGGCUCCGGUGGCGGCGGCCAGGGCAUCUAUGAUAAUAGUCGCCACACGCAGGUAAAAACCUAUAUGGACCAUGGCAAUGGUCACGGUAUUCGUACGGUCGGAUCCAGCCACUACAGCAAGCUAUCGCCGGGUCGGGACGGGUCCGACAUUGACAUGGAACCGCAGGGCACCCAGAGCCGGGACUGCGAGCCGACGCCGCCGCUGCAGCGGCACGGUUCCAAGAGUAACUUCUUCCUGCCCCCGAUGGACGGCAACGGGGGCAUGAACAUGAACGGCGGCCAGGGAGGAGCUCAGGGUGGUCAAAACGGGGGCGGAGAUUCCCCGCGGCAGCACAUCCGGAUGUACCACCCGCGGCACAGUCCCCAUCCGCGUCAACGCGGACUCGAUCCGUCGAGGAGUUUCACGCCGGAGGGACUAUCGCCGGAUCAGCAGCAACCUCCGCCGCCGAUGAUUACGAUCCAGCAGCAGCAACAGAAUCAGCAGGGAAUGCCACGUGGAGGAAACAAUUCGUCGGCCACGCCUACUAUGCAGCAGAGAAUCAAAGCGCUUGGCGUCGCGACGCCACUGGCCAUGUCUAGUCCUGUGAGGAGGUCCAACCCCGGAACGCCCACCCAGCCCCGGCGGCCCGACUUUAUCGGCGUCAACAUGAUGAGCCCGCAGCAACAGCAACAAAUCCAACAACAACAACAGCAGCAACAAUUCCACCAAACCGGUCUUCCCCCAGUGCAUCCGUACCAUCAGCAACAGCAGCAGCAACAAUCGCAACAACUUCAGCAGCAAUAUCCGAUGGUCCACCAUAACGGUGGCCUGCCCGGCCAGCAGCAGCAGCAACCAGGCCAGGUUCGACCCCCCUCGAACGUGGUCGUGUCCGCCCAGCGCCGGUACCUCUCCGAGGGCGAACUGGCCCGGCAGGGCGCCGAACUGUCGUACGCGCGCAGCAACCAAACCGUGGACAACAUCCGCGAGCUGGCCGGCAGUCCGCAGCGGGGCGUGUACAUGUGGAAGAACGACACCUCGCCCGGCUUCAGCAACGGCGUCGGCGUCGUCAAUCCGCAGUUGAGUCAGGCGCAGCAGCCCGGUCCCGGCGUCUUUGUGAGUAUGGCCCAGUCCGCCGCCGCCGGGGUGUACCAGAAUCAGCCGAGUCCGACGACGGCACCUCAGCAGAGCAGCAGCUACGGCGGCGUCAGUGCCGCCCGGUACCAGCUUCAGCAGGCGCAACAGUCCCAAACGGCGGCGGCCGCAGCAGGCUACCAUCCGGCGUUACGAGGGGGCGUUCCGGUGUUUCCGCCACAACCUCCCAUCGUAACGACGACGGCCCAGUCCCAGUCGAUCGGAGGCCCGCAGGCGCCCUCCCCCCAGAUCAAGCGGAAAGCCACCCCAACGCGGCCAAUGUCCUUUGUGAGGGCGCUCGAGAUGACCGAUUCGCUGGAGAUGAAUCCGACGGGGCAGGCACAAGGGGGAGAUGGAAGUAGUCAGCAGGGAGGAGCCGGGGGACGAGCGACGACGCCGACGCCGCCGGAUCGGGCCAGCGUGUACGACAUGAACUACGAGAUUUCCGUAUAACAGCAGCGACAAAAGCAGCAGCAGGAGGACGGUGGUGGCAAGUCGUCGGGGUAGAUUCCCGUUGUUUUUUUUUUUUUUUUUUUAAGUUUGUUUCAGGUUUUUCGUCCAGUUUUUGUUUUUAGAGAACGAGAGAGAGAGAGAGAGAGGUUUGUUCCUUGCGACUGAAAGGAAGAGAGGAUGAUUAAGGUUAGGGGAAAUACGCAUGCAUCUUGA
Messenger RNA from Culex quinquefasciatus (southern house mosquito), 3495 nucleotides. RefSeq names its product palmitoyltransferase ZDHHC8 (gene Zdhhc8). Gene Ontology annotation, molecular function: palmitoyltransferase activity. The transcript has 8 exons. Gene Ontology annotation, biological process: protein palmitoylation. The coding region runs from base 823 to 3282 and encodes 819 amino acids. NCBI's taxonomy places the organism in Eukaryota, Metazoa, Arthropoda, Insecta, Diptera, Culicidae. The record is from RefSeq and is a predicted model, not a curated record.